Messenger RNA from Eruca vesicaria subsp. sativa (arugula), 1379 nucleotides. The record is from the annotation of a GenBank genome assembly. NCBI's taxonomy places the organism in Eukaryota, Viridiplantae, Streptophyta, Magnoliopsida, Brassicales, Brassicaceae.
GUAGCUCUCUCUGGCUUGUGCCAAAAUCUGUUCAGCCAUCAUUUCAUAUUCCAAAAAUCCUGCAACGUUUUUGACUGUGAAUAGAAUAGAGACUUUUUUUUUUGUAGAGGUUUUAUGAUUAAAAUCUGAGAGAGUAGCUUUAAUAGUGUCUCUGUUCUUCUCCAUCACUAUGUCUCAAAUGAUUCAUCAAAUCUCACCUUCUCCUCCUCCUAUCACCACACCUUCCGGUAAUAACCAAAUAAACCCACUCCUUCUCUUCACCAUCAUCCUCGUCUCCGUCGUCUUCUUCCUCUGCACCCUUCUACAUUUAGUAACCAGACACUACUUAAAGAAGAAAAGAUCAACAACCCUUCCUUCCUCAACGACACAUUCCGACAACCAAAACUCACAACAUUCCGAUUCCGACACUUACAGAAGACAGCUCCGACAGCUGUUCCAUCUCCACGACUCUGGUCUGGACCAAGCUCUGAUCGACGCACUUCCUGUCUUUCUCUACAGAGACAUCAUCAAAAAAGGCUCUAAAGAGCCGUUUGAUUGCGCCGUCUGUCUCUGCGAAUUCUCCGAGGAGGAUAAGCUCCGUUUGCUUCCUGUCUGCAGCCACGCUUUCCACAUAGAUUGUAUCGACACGUGGCUUCUCUCGAACUCCACGUGUCCGCUUUGUAGAGGAGCUCUUCAGGAUUUCGGUUUGGAGUUUUCCGGCGCCGGAGACGGUGGAGAGAGGGUUUCUCCGGGGGAGAAGCCGGCGGAGAGUGAUGUCAUGAGUGGGAAGAGAGUGUUCUCAGUGAGGCUUGGGAAGUUUAGAAGCGGUAAUAAUAGUAAUGUGUGUGAAGGAGGAGGAGGAGGGGGAGAGACAAGUAGUCUUGAUAACAGAAGAUGUUUCUCAAUGGGGUCUUAUCAGUACAUAGUGGCUGAAUCUGAUCUUGUUGUGGCUUUAUGUCCUGAUAAGGAAGGUUUGAAGAGUAAUGUUGAAGGGAAGAAGAUUAACAUGAGGAGUAAAGGUGAGAGUUUUUCUGUGUCAAAGAUUUGGCAGUGGUCUAAUAAAAGAUCAAAGUUUGGAAAUCAAGGGGAGACCAAUCUGGUGGGUUCUUCUUCCUAUUAUGAUUGUUCUGCGUCUGGUAGGAGAGGUGUUGAUGGUUUGUCAUUGAAUGGAAGGAGAUUUCAGGGGCCAUGAUGAGAUUAGAAAGGUAGGUGCAGAUUAAAGGGUGGUAAAUUUUCUGCCAUUGAUUUUGAGUUUCUUUUUGGAAUUUAUUAUGUUAACACUAUACUGUAGUGGUGGUCUUUUAUUUCUCUGUAGCUGAAUCUGUUUGUGUUUUGUUGAGGGCAAUAAGCUUGUGCUUUGAUUUAUGUUAUAUGUGAUGGUUCUAAUAAUCCCCUGUGCU